This is a messenger RNA of Camponotus floridanus (Florida carpenter ant), 3631 nucleotides long. RefSeq names its product inhibin beta C chain (gene daw). The record is from RefSeq and is a predicted model, not a curated record. Gene Ontology annotation, molecular function: growth factor activity; cytokine activity. Lineage: Eukaryota; Metazoa; Arthropoda; Insecta; Hymenoptera; Formicidae. Gene Ontology annotation, cellular component: extracellular region. Bases 782 to 1996 code for a protein of 404 amino acids. Gene Ontology annotation, biological process: SMAD protein signal transduction; BMP signaling pathway. The transcript is spliced from 4 exons.
AGUUCAUGCAGCCUCUGCAGAGUCAACUACAUCACCGGAUCAUCGUAACGAUUCACCUCCAGUCGCCAUGAACGCGUCGUUGAAGACGUCGGUCAACUCGGAGGAAAAUCGUUCUCGUGAAUCAAUCAACGAUACGCUCGGAUGUCGAUCUUUUUCCACGUUCGUAUAAAAGUCGCUGCCGACUCUGCAGGUUGAUAUUUGGAAUGCAAAAAUAUAAUAGUGCUUGAAGAAAUCAGAAGAAUAAAGCUAUAAUCGGCUAUAAUACAGUUCCGGAAUCGCAAUCUCGCGAGAUAUUAUCGCUGAUUGUAGUGACCCAUCUAACCUGCUGCAAUUUUGUAAAUAAGAUUGAUAUAUUAUUACGCAAUUGUGUGGCGUAUUGGAGUUUCCAGAAGAAAGAAGAUUUUUAAAAAAUUAGUUCAAAGUUCGACAUAAUAGAUGUUAAAAGUUACAUAUUAUGUGUUAUACAUAUUAUAUUGGUGUGAAAUACCCUUGUAUCAAAGUCAAAUCAUCCGAUCAUCCGAUGGAAGAUUCUAAUAAUUUUUAGAUUUAUAAAAAUCGCCGAUAAAAUAUUCGGUAAAGAUAUCUUCUCGAUGAUAUACAGAAGCCACUGAAUGUCACUGAAUAUAUACUGCCGGUUAAAUUCGGCAUCCAACAAGUUGAGUGUCAACGAAAUAGUGUCAUUAGAACAUUGUAAAUCGAAACAUUAAAAAUCGGUUAAAGAAGGAAACGAAUUAAAAAAGAAUCAAUUUGGAUCAAUCACUGUCUGAAUUGCCGUAGAAAGAUGCAUCUACUCAAACAGUUCGUUAUUAUUCUUCUAGCAGGUGGCAUUAUGGCCGACUGGUCAAACAUGACCAAUCCACUAAUGAAAGUAUGGUAUACGUUCCUUCCUCAUUCAUCGUCCGAAUCGUUGGUUAGUAAAGAAAAUGACUGCGUUGAUUGUGCGCAGAAUAAGGUCAGCAUAAUCGAUCCCGACCUGUUCUUGACCGAGCUGAGAGUGGAGUACGUGAAGCAGCAGAUCCUGAAGAAGCUGCGGCUAUCGAAACCGCCCGACGUUUCGAUGCCGCUGUCGACCUUGCCGAAACCUUUGAUAAACGGCAAUGUGCUUGAACUUCGACCCGGGGCGCCGCCCGAGGAAAAAACGGAACACUUUUACGGGAAAACUAACCGGAUCAUCGUAUUUCCGAACGAAGGUGUAGCCGAUUCGAUGAAAUACCGUCAGAGCUGGAAUCAUAUAACAGACUUCAACUUGGCGGCCUGUUUCACGUUUUACCUGCCGAACGAGAUGUUAUAUGUCGACGUGACUUCAGCGGAACUCUGGUUCUAUAAGGAACAGGUCGAGAACGAUGAUGAACUCAACCAAACUUUCGUUCUAUCCGAACUCGAUCAUUGGGAUCUUGGCGGCAGCUUCGAAAAGAACAUCAUCUUGGCAAUAUUCGAAACCGACAUCAAAGAGGGUUGGGUAAAAAUAGACGUAAAAUUCAUAGUAAAAAAAUGGAUAAGUCGACUCCGAUUGAAGCAUGCCAUUCAGAUAGCUUGCACCACUUGCUCGACCGACUACGAUGUUGCGCCGGUAUCCAUCGAACAGACUCUGAAGCCGUUCUUGGUGAUUCAUACAGAGCCGUUACCGCAGAGGAAUAGGCCCAAAAGAAAUUCGGAUUGCCUGCCUAACAUGAAGGAUUGCUGCCGAGAAGAUCUUUAUAUUAAUUUUCGAGAUAUCGGCUGGGGCGACUGGAUCCUUCAUCCGAGCGGAUAUCAUGCAUAUUUUUGUCGAGGAUCUUGCUCCACAGCAACAUCCUUAACUAAUAUCGGUUCAUCUUAUAACAACGUUAUCAUGAAGUUGUUGACCAAGGAUGGAAGCCAGCAGAGGAGCAAAAUAGUGCCUUGCUGUUCGCCGACGCAACUCGCCCCGCUUCAGCUGCUCUACAUCGACACGAACAACACGAUCACGCAGAAAACAUUACCGAACAUGUCGGUGGAAGCUUGCGGUUGCAUGUGACGCCGUAUUGUCCCGAAGACGAACAGGCUGACGGACUAGACUCUCGGUAACGAGAAAACGAAGGACGAGACGAUUGACCUCACGCCAUCUCGUACCAAGAGAUUCUCGCUUACGCUUAAUCACCGUGAGUCUAAACUUUCGUCUGAUUGUUUGCAAAAUCUGUCCGUCUCAUUUUGAAGAGAUCGGACGUGCGAAAAUCCACGGAAGCGAUGGUGGUCGCGUUGAGAUACUACGGCGGCAGAAAUAAGAGCACGCUGUCGUCACGCGAGCUUUAUAUCUUAAAUUAUAACUAUAAACGAUAAAAUUAUCGAUCGGAUCUAUGACUUUUCUACAAUUGAAGUUUUCUAUUUUAUUCGCCAACUUAAUUUGUAUUGCUUCGUAGAGAAUAUUGAUAUAAUUUAUCCAUCCGUAAAUUAUACGCACGAAAUAAUGCAUAAUUUUUACAUAGUGCGAAUCAUAUAAAAAUGCACGAUAUCAUCAAUUUUUAAUUUUAGAAAUCAUUGAACGAUUCGAGUGAUAAAUAGUGAUAAACGGAUAUAAUAACUGUAUAUGUUCGAUAAUAUAACACAAUAGGACAAAAUAUGAGGUUACGUGAUGUAACAAUAUAUCCUUACGUGAAAUCUCAUCCUUAGGUUGAUUGCCCGAACCGCGAAAUCGACUCGAACGAGCGCUCGCGGUGCCAUGGGAAAUUAAGGCGUAAAUUAAGGUGAACCGAACCGUAGAGAGAGCUCGUUACGUAUUUUAGCGUAGAUACUGACACCCCUGCGUAUGCCGUACGUCUGCAAAGCCAAUAGCGAGAGACCCUUUGGGCAAUUUCGACAACGAACUUUACCCCGUCGCGUCUGACUACGUAAGGCCGUUUCUACUGUUUCCAUUGCAAAUCUCUGUCGAAAACUUUCUGGUGAAUAUAAAGCUCCCACGAUUACAUCCUGACAAAUUGCUUUUCAUAUAAUGCGAUAUAUGUUCUAACUUAAUUGUUUGUAGAAAAAAGAAGAGAACGAUUGUUUAAGGAAAUAUUUUCAGCUCAGUUUCUUAUCUCUCUCUCUCUGAUUGACGAACAACAUAUAACAUACAUACAUACAUUUUAUCUUCGGUUUCAAAUUAUCGUUUCGAAAUUAACAUUUCGAAAAAUAAUAUUAGUAAGUAAUAUUAGCUUAUUGUUGGCAACAUAAUAAUGUUAUAAAUAAUAAUAUUAUCUUACUGUUGACAGUAUCUGAAGAAUGGAUUAAGCCUAAAUAAAUUAUGUGUCUAAAUGAAUGUAAAAUGAAAUAGUAAAUGAAUCAAAUAUUUUCAAUCAUUAUGAUAUCAAAAGUCUAUAAGAAAUAUACCUUUUGCAUAUCAAUUUCUAUUCUUUUAAAAUUUUUAAACUAUAUAAUAAAAUAAUGUAAAACUUCUUGAAAAUUUUGAAUCGAUAAUUUUGAGCCAAUGUUACAACAAAUAACGCAUAGAAACCGUACAGUAUUUUUUCGUGAGAAAUUAUUCAGUGCAAUCCGAAACAGUUAUAUCAAGGCCAAUUUGAUUAAUAUUUAAUUUAGCCACAUCGUGACACGUGUAUUCGUAGAAUUUAUUUAUUACUAGGACAUUUAACGUCGUCGCCUUGUUGUCGGCGAUUGACUCACGACACGAUUGUAGCAA